UAAUUUGGUGAGCGGGGCAGAGCACAACCUCGGAUGAUGAUCAUCACCAAUCAAAGCGGCCGGCUCCAGACUACAUUGACCUCUUCCCACGAUAUCCACCGAGGACCACAUCUCCGAGUAACUGAUCAGGUAGUUUCCCCCGCAAAAAUUGACGACUACGGACUAAGACUUGACGCAUCUCCAACUACUCCGGGCCUCCCCACUCAAAACUCCACGACAGCUCCCCACAAAAUGCUGUGGAUACCCACUGGUCCGUCAAGAAGAGUGAUUUCUCCAACCCCUUUGCCUAAUUUCCGGCGCAAAUCCGGGGGUAUCCUGGGGACUCCACGCUUGAUUGGAACCCUACAUCGCAUGCGCGGCUUUUAUUUCACCCAGGCCGGGGAAGGAGCCCGUUCCCCCGGCGUGAGGAGGUUUGAUAGGUAUAAAUUCCCUUGAGAGGAUCAGCGCAAUGAUACAGGCAGACCGUGAGAAAGUACCCUCAUUCAGCUCAUCAUCUCGCAAUGCGGACUCCUUCGGCCCCUCGGGCCCUGGCCUGGGCUGCCAUUGCCUCUACAGCCUCCGCAGCGACUGCUUCUCUCAAGGACGUUUGUACUGUCGAGUAUGCCAAGUCAAAGCUCCCUGCCUCUAAUUUCAUUCAAGGCAUCACCCUUGACCCUUCGUCCGUGACGACGAACAUCGUGUACAAUGCCUCCACCAGCGCCGACAGCCGACAGCACCUUUUUCCCGGCGGCGACCUUUUCCUACUGUAAUUUGACCCUGGCAUACUCCCACGAUGGCCGUGCUGGUGAUCAGGUCCUCGUUCAAUACUGGCUACCUGACCCCGCCAAGUUUCAGAAUCGGUACCUGUCAACCGGUGGUGGAGGCUAUGCCAUCUACUCUGGGGACCAGUCUCUACCCGGCGGUGUCAUUUACGGUGCUGUCGCUGGCGCUACCGAUGGUGGCUUUGGAAGUUUCUCGACCCAAGUCGAUGCAGUCUUGCUCCUAGCCAAUGGCACUCUUGACUACGAGUCAUUGUACAUGUUCGGGUACAAGGCUCACUGGGAGCUGAGCAAGAUCGGAAAGCAGUUCACCCGAAACUUCUACAACCUGGGCGAGAAAAGCAAGCUCUAUUCGUACUAUCAAGGCUGCUCCGAGGGUGGUCGUGAAGGUUGGAGCCAGAUCCAGCGCUACGCUGAUGAAUGGGAUGGUGCGGCGCUUGGUGCCCCUGCUUUCCGCUGGUCUUUCCAGCAGACCCAGCACCUGUACUCGAACAUCGUCACUCAGACUCUGGGAUACUACCCACCUCCCUGUGAGAUUGACAAGAUCGUCAACGAGACCAUCGCUGCCUGUGACUCCCUCGAUGGCCUGAAGGAUGGUGUGGUCUCACGCUCUGAUCUUUGCCAGCUGCACUUUGAUCUGUCUACCCUGGUUGGGAAGCCAUACUACUGUGCUGCUGCCCCUGCAAGCUCAGGCUACGGCUUCCCGGCACCCGCGACUCCCGUCCAGAAUGGUACCGUUUCCAAGGAGGCCGUAGAGGUCGCCAAGGAAGUCAUCCGAGGACUGCGCGACUCGCAAGGCCGCCAGGUCUACUUUUCCUACCAGACCGCAGCCUCCUUUGGAGACGUCAUGACCCAGUACAACUUCGACACUAACAAGUGGGAACUCGCGGUCGACCAAAUGGGCGCCGAAUUCAUCGCCUUGUUGCUCAACAAGAACGGCACCACUUUCUCCAACCUGAACGGUGUGACAUACGACACCCUGAAGGAGUGGAUCAUUACCGGCAUGCAGGAAUACGCCUCCACUCUGCAGACCAACUGGCCCGACCUGACCCCCUUCCACAAGGCCGGCGGCAGGGUGAUUCACUUUCACGGCGAGGCGGACGACAGUAUCCCCGCCGCGUCCUCGGUGAGAUACUGGGAGUCCGUCCGAAGCAUCAUGUACCCCAGCCUGUCCUACAAGGACGGCGCCCAUGCCCUCAAGGACUGGUACCAGUUGUACCUCGUUCCCGGUGCCGCUCACUGCGGGACCAACUCGCUCCAGCCUAACGGACCUUUCCCGCAGACCAACCUGCAGGUCCUGAUCAAUUGGGUUGAGAAGGGUGUCAAGCCCGUGACUCUCAAUGCAACCGUGCUGCAGGGUGAGCAUGUGGGUCAGAACCGACAGCUUUGUGCCUGGCCACUGCGCCCUAUCUGGAAGAGCGGCAAGUUGGAGUGUGAGUAUGAUCAGACAUCGAUUAAUACUUGGCACUAUGAUCUCAACGGUGUGCCGAUGCCUGUUUACUAGUUAAUUGACGCGGUGCUAUCGUGUAUGGGGAGCGAUAAGUCGAAUAGAGAGACUCGAAGUUGUUUGACAAGCACAGUAUCGCAAAU
Molecule: messenger RNA, 2348 nt
Organism: Penicillium brasilianum
Lineage: Eukaryota; Fungi; Ascomycota; Eurotiomycetes; Eurotiales; Aspergillaceae
Source: the annotation of a GenBank genome assembly